AUGCCUGGCACCAGGAAGGAGAACCGAGUCAAGAAGGGCCUUGAGCAGGCCACAGCUAGCCAGGAGCCAGCCUGGGAUGAAAUCCCGGAGCUGGUGAGGUCAGCGCCGCUCGGCCCUAACCGGUACUUCGACUGGGAGUUGCCGCCUCUGCACAAGCUGGAGGAUAUUUUCAAGGAUCUUGCCGACAAGGCCUUGACCCAAGGCUUUGCAGAUGUCCUGAGUCACCUGGGACAGCGGCCGCUGCGGGUGGCGACGAUGUGUUCGGGCACCGAAAGCCCGUUACUGGCGCUGGAGAUGAUCCAGCGAGCCCUCGGUCCCGGUCUGGACCUCCGCAUUUCGCACCUCUUCAGUUGCGAAAUCGUUCCGUUCAAGCAGGCGUACAUUGAACGGAACUUUCGCCCGCCCAUUAUCUUCAGGGAUAUCCUGGAGCUUGGGUGCGAUGAGGCGCGGACCGCGUAUGGGUCCUUGGAGGCAGUCCCGGGCAAGCUGGACAUCCUGGUCGCGGGCACCGCCUGUGUGGACUUCUCGCUGCUUAACAACAGCAAGAAGUCGAUCGAGGAAUGUGGUGAGUCCGGGGGUACCUUCCGGGGCUUGUUGCGGUACGCGGAGAAGUAUCGGCCGCGACUGAUAGUGCAGGAGAAUGUGCGCAGUGCGCCGUGGAACCAGUUCGCCGAGUACUGGCAAAGCAUCGGCUAUUUCUCUGUCUUCGCCGCCCUGGACACCAAGUCCUUUUACAUCCCGCAGACCCGGGAACGCGGAUAUAUGAUUUGUAUCGAUAUCUCGCGGCUCCAGCAUGUGGGCAUGUUCAAGGAUCCGAAGAGCGACGUCGACGCCAAGAUGCUUUCCAAGCAGCUGCUUGGUGUUAUCAACGGGUUCAAGCGCACGGCAAGUUCCCCUGCCGGCAUGUUUCUCCUGGGCGAGGAGAAUCGGCGCCUGGAGCAGGUCGAGAAGGAUCUCUCGAUUCGCGGGGAGAUCGCCAGCGAUCGUGCCGAGAUCAGCUGGGACAGAUACCAGGUGCGACACCAGCGCCACCGCGAUGAGCUGGAACUGGGCAAUGAGCGACCCAUAAGUCGUUCUCAAAGCUACAAUGUCUGCCGCCCCCCCGACUUUUAUUGGAAGGGGUACUUCAAGACGCAGUGUGAACGGGUGUGGGAGACCCUUGACAUUUUCUUCUUGAAGAUGCUGGCGCAGGGAUUCGACAUGAGCUUUAAAGAACGCUGGGUCGACUUAUCCCAGGGCGUGGACCGUUCCAAUUCUGGCAAGGGAAGCUCUGCCUUUGGCGUGGCCGGAUGCCUUACUCCGCAUGGAAUGCCUUUUGUCACCACUCGUGGUGGACCCCUUUGUGGCAUUGAAGCGUUGGCACUGCAAGGCCUGCCAUUGGAUCGGAUGCUCCUUACGAGAGAAACCCACAGCAACCAUCAGGACUUGGCUGGCAAUGCAAUGACGUCGACCGUUGUUGGAGCCGUCAUGCUGGCAGCAUUGAUCGUCGGCCAGAAAGUUCUUGACAAGGGUACCGAAUCAAUUGAACUUCAAGAAACCCUGACAGCCGCUCAAUCUCUCGUACAGAAGAAGGACAGCCACACCCUCGUGAACAGCAAUAUCGAGAUCGCCCAGGUCUGCACCGUGGACCAAGACCAACUCCGAGCGAAGGCCGUGAGCAGCGCCAGAUGCUGCAUUUGUGAGCGACAGACCGGAGUUAAGGCCGAUAUUGUCGAAUGCAUCUUGUGUGGAUAUACUGGCUGCAGCACAUGUUCAGGAAAUCCCUCGCAUUCAUUUCAGCCUUCAGAAAUUUCGCGUACACCACCCCUGGACUUUAUUGUUUGUUUAAAAGGACUCUUGCCCAUGCAGCUGAAGCUGUCUGGAAUCUCUGGGGAAGUCAUUGACGGACUCAAAGAGCACCUACCAAAGAACACCUGUUUGGGUAAUUUCUGGGAUCAAUAUGUGGAGGUUUUCACUUUGGCACUGAGUGACCAGAUUCGAUUCGUGGAUAUCAACCGUGCAGAGCACUGGAAAGCAGAGUACGAAGGCAGACAUUCCAUCCUCCGCCUGGACAUCAGCGCAGACCGUCUGCAGUGGCUAUUUUUUGCGAAACCUCCUCCAACAGCACCAUCUCGAAGUCUUAUCCGCGAGGCUCUUUCAAAGCCCGUUGCAAGAAUGACUCCAAUUCCCGGGUCACUUAUUGAUGGCAAAUGGGAAGUCGGCUCACCUAUCAGCGUCAUGUUCACACUCCAGACCUCGGGAACAGGUACCCAAGUCAGGUCGUUCCAGUCAGAGUGUGGCUUGCAAGAGGCUGAGCUACGUGACAGUCAGGUUUGGAGCCAUCUCUGUGUCGGCGCAGCUGAUGAAGACAUCCAACACCUGGAUCUGGACAUCCGUGGACUGUAUACCCUUCUUCCUGAUUGUGGUACGGCACUGGGAACGUUGUACAAGAAGGAGGCGACUGACAGCUCGUCGGCUGUGUAUUUGUUCCUGGACCCCACGAAGAUCGGCCAUCCUGACAAGGAUUCCUGUGUGUUCUCUCUGGAGCAUAGCCGCAUCCCCGGGUACGCCAGGCGGAUGACUAUUGUCGAAUUUUCAUAUAAAUGGAGGGCUUUGAAGGUGACCUCGACAUCUACAAAUGUCGACGCAUUCUACCGGCCCUGGUACAAGGCCCCAGAAGCGAAAUUGAGCCCGUACGCCGGCUCGGAGGUGACUUACCGCAGCUUGAAAGCAGGCACCUGUGUUUCGAUCGGAGCCAAAGACUGCCACGAUACUUGCAUUUCUCUCAUCUCGUUAUCAGCCUCAGCAGCGACUUUCAACCUGCCAGACAACCCGAGUCCAUGGCAGGAAUUGGAUCCCGUGAGUUGUGCAACUGCACUGAAGGAUCUCGCAUGGCUGGCUCCAAAGAUUUCAAGCUGGUCACCGUUCCAAGGCUGGAAUGAGAUUGAUAUUGCAAGCGUUUCGCCGCACGGAGAUGGUCUCAUCUGUGGAAUGUGCUAUCCCCCAAUGCCCAAGGUCAUAUGGGGCCGCGAUAAGAGAGGACGCAUCGUGCCAUAUGAGGACCCCAAGGGUGCAGCCACCUUUGAGCGCGCUGUUAAGCACAAGCCAAUACCGUUUGUGGUUUUCCGCCAAGUCAACGAGAAUGGCAUUGGGGAAUACCAUAUCAUGCUAAAUGUGCAGUCUCUGGUCCAUCAAGCCUACGGCAAGCUCGUCGGUAACAUGAAAAGUGGUGGUCCCGCUGUUUUUUGGCGCCUGAUCCCAAACGCUUAUGACAUGGAAAGACAAGAACGAAGUGGAUUUACCUUGCUUAACAACAAGAGCGAUACCCCCUCCCGACAACCACCUCAUUUCCGCCAGCCCCUCAGAAAUGAACAGCUCCGAUCAUUGGCCUGGAUGAUGUCGCAGGAGGCUGAAGAUAUCGAGCCUUUUGUUGAGGAAGAAACCGAGGAGGCUGUUUUGCCUUUGAUGCCAUGGCGUGCCGAGGCCAAAGUGACCAUGCCUAAGACCAUCCGCGGAGGAGUCCUGGCCGACGAAGUUGGCUAUGGCAAGACGGCAAUCAUUCUUGCUCUGAUCGAUGCACAAUUUGAAAGCGACAAAAGUCGCCAAGCAGCUCCAGAUGACACCGAAUUGAUCCCAAGCAACGCCACCCUGAUUGUGGUACCGGGAAAUGUGUUCUCGCAAUGGGAUUCUGAGAUCGGCAAGUUCCUGGAUGAUCAAUACCACGUUCUUUGCAUCGGGACUCAUGCCAAGCUGGCAAACACAAGCAUUCAUGAGAUUCAGACGGCCGAUAUCAUCUUGUUAUCCUGGGCAAUCCUGAAAAGUCCAAGCUAUUACAGUGCAAUGCAACAUUUCACGGGUACUCCUCGAGCACCUGAAAAAGCCGGUCGAAAUUUCGAUAAUUGGUUCCAAGAUGCUCACAGCUCCCUGAAAGAUAGAGUCAACAAAUUGCGGAAGGAAGGACCCGAGGCAUUCUUGCGGGAUGUGCGAGCCAGGCGUCUUCAUUUGAAGGAAGACCAAGCCAACCUCACCUACGUACCAUCGCAGAGACUUCGAGGACAGGCAUACACUCUCGCCAACCAGGGACGUGAAGAAGCCGGGUUUCGGGAAUCAUCGGGGACCCAGACAUCCGCAACAGAUGAAGAAACUAAACCCGAUGAUGCCGAACCUGUUCUAGACGAUGCUGAAACAGAAUAUGACGAUUCUGACACCGAGAAUCAUGGCUCCAGACGAAAUGGGAAGCGCAAGUGUGGUCAACAGGAGGCCAAGGGCACAAGGCCUAAAUGGAAUGACCGACAGACAUUCAAUAUCCACCAAAGCAACGAAUCCCAGGACUGGCGCACAGUGAAACAUCCCAUACUGCAUGCCUUCAAAUUCAACCGGCUGGUCAUCGAUGAAUACACAUACUCGGGCGAGGAAAAACAAAUAUCGUUCCUGUAUCUGGCCGCGCGGUCCAAAUGGAUUUUGUCCGGCACGCCAGCGCUCGCCGAAUUUGCCGACGUCAAGAGUAUUGCGCGAUAUCUGGAUGCUCACCUCGGCAUUGAUGAUGACGGCGAUGCUCCCACACAAAACACGCGACUCAAGUUCAUUCGAAAGAACCACACGGCCGUUGAAGCGUUCCAGUUGUUCCAGCCUCCGCACAGCAACGCCUGGUAUGACAAUCGACACAGACAUGCCCAGAGCUUCCUCAACCGCUUUGCGCGUCAGAACAUGGCCGAAAUUGACCACAUUCCCCUCGAUACGCAUCUUGUUCUCUCCCAGAUGUCAUCAGCAGAACAAAAGGCCUAUGUGAUGCUGUAUAGCCGGCUGGUGGCCCAGAAAGGUCAACGGCGCAAGAUCAACAACCCAGACGACGAUCCCCAAAUUUCUGGUUUGAAUGAGAUCCUGACCAGCAGUCAGUCUGCACACGAGACUCUGGUGAAGUGUUGCACCGCUACCCGACUCAAGGAUGUUCCCUGGAGCAGUGACAAGUGUGAAUCGCAGAUUGCAACUCAGAAAAGGAUCUGCUCCGAUCUCUGGAAUAAGCUGGAGAUCUUGUUCAGACAGGCGGUUGUUGUUUGGAGCCAGUGCAACACUUAUUCGUGGCAAGCAACAGAAAUCCUGGAUGGAGUUUUUGUCACGGAAUUUGGGGGACCAGAUACAGUCAAAAGGGCGACCACGCUCAUUGAAACUUGCUACUCGUCAUGCAGGGAAUGGAUUGAAGCCGAGGAGUACCGCGACAUCAUGACAAAAGUGGACGCCCGGUUCACCAAGGUGACCAAAACAGCAGCCAUUGCAAACACGAAGAAGGCACAGGCCAAGACGACGAAGUCGAAAUCCAAAGAAACGGAACCUCGGCAGCCCUCACGCAAGAGGGUGAAACAGUCUGCAGAAUCACCUACCAAAGACGACCACUCAGAGUUGCAGGCUAAGGCAGAGAAGACUGUGAAAAAGGCGCUCUUGACCGAAAUGAGCCACUCUAUCAAGGAGCUCGUCAAAACCGAACGCGAUAUCCGAUUCUUCCAAACCAUGCGUGAUUUUCAAAAGACAACCAAGACCCCAGAGUGCGAAGGCUGCAAGGAUACCCCCAGCAACAAGAGCGAACUCAGAGUCAUCCGAUCCUGCGGACAUAUCCAUUGCCUGAAUUGCAUCGAGCGGACCGCAUUGAACAACGAGUGUCUGACAAGAGGGUGUACCGGGUCUACCGUACCAUCCAAGCUCAUCCCCUGCGUGGACGGAGAGAGAAACGGCAUCGGAAGCAGCAAGAUCAACAAGCUGGUGGAAAUCAUCCAGCAGACUCCCGUCGAUGAGCUGGUGCUGCUCUUCAUCCAGUUCGCAGAAUUGGAAGUGAUCGCUUCGCAGGCCCUUACCGCAGCGAAGAUCGAACACCGCGUGAGCAAGUCCAGAAACACAAAUGCCAUUCGCGACUUCAUUGAACCCAAAUCCACCAAGAAGGGCGGACAACCGUCCCGACCAAAGGUGUUGAUUCUCCGUCUGGGGAGUUCCAUGGCGGCGGGUUUGAACCUCCAAUGUGCCAACCAUGUCAUCUUCCUAUCACCACUACUCAAAGCCACCCAGUACGAAUGGGAAUCCGGCAUGACCCAGGCGAUAGGGCGAGUGCGCCGCUACGGACAAAAACGACACGUUCAUGUAUACCAUCUGCUGGCAAAACACGCCGCCGAUGUCAACAUCUUCCAGGAGCGACAUGGCCAGAUUCUGGUUGAGAGAGAUGGCGAGCCUGUGAUGGUGUCCCCGGAAGAGGUAUCGGGCAAUGACGUCGUUCGAUGCCAAGGUGAGCCGCUGGAUUUUGAGCAGUGA
Penicillium alfredii is the source of this 6273-nucleotide messenger RNA. RefSeq names its product putative SNF2 family helicase. The coding region runs from base 1 to 6273 and encodes 2090 amino acids. The record is from RefSeq and is a predicted model, not a curated record. NCBI's taxonomy places the organism in Eukaryota, Fungi, Ascomycota, Eurotiomycetes, Eurotiales, Aspergillaceae. Gene Ontology annotation, molecular function: methyltransferase activity; ATP binding; ATP-dependent chromatin remodeler activity. The transcript is spliced from 5 exons.